UCUGAGAUGGCGCCCUUCAUGUAAGACGUGGCAUUCACGAGCCACACACUGUUGUCAAUUGAAGCUGUUUUGUGUGUGCCCACACGUAUUAUUGUAUGUUAUUUAUUCUGUUUACUUCGAUCCCAUCCAUGUGUUUUGCGAGUGGGUUGUUUUUCUCAGCUGCUGACACAAUACUUUGACGACUGACACGACACUGAGGCUCAACAGAAAGAGGGAAUUUCUCAUCCAGUGAGCUUUCUUUGGAUUAGAGGAUCAACAAUUUGAAGCAGAUGGCAUCCCAAAAUGAACUUGUUGGAAAAGCGGAGGAUGUUGCAGAUCAAGUCUUGAGGAAGAGCAAGCACUUUCUCCCUCAUGUAGCCCGUCUAUGUUUGAUUAGUACCUUCCUAGAAGAUGGGAUUCGAAUGUGGUUUCAAUGGAGUGAACAAAGAGAUUACAUCAACCAGACAUGGGGGUGUGGUUGGUUUCUCAGUACUUUGUUUGUCCUGACUAACUUGGUUGGUCAAAUAGUUGGAUGUGUCAUGGUUCUGAGCAGACAACAAGUACCUGCUGCUUGCGGACUUUUAUUUGUCAUCAUUGCUCUUCAGACUGUUGCCUACAGCAUACUUUGGGAUUUGAAGUUCCUCAUGAGGAACAUAGCUCUUGUUGGAGGUGUCAUCCUUCUCCUUGCUGAAUCUAGGAAGGAAGGAAAGAGUAUGUUCGCUGGCGUUCCCGACACAGGUUCUAACAAACCAAAGACCUACAUGCAGCUCAGCGGUCGUAUCAUGCUGGUGCUCAUGUUCAUGACCCUGCUUCGCUUUGACUUCACUCCACUCCAAAUCAUCCAGAACCUUGUCGGCUCCGUCCUCAUCAUCCUCGUUGCCAUUGGUUACAAGACCAAGCUCUCAGCCCUCAUCCUCGUCCUCUGGCUCACCAUCUUCAAUUUCUACGUCAACGCUUGGUGGAACAUCCCCGCUUACCGGCCGAUGAGAGACUUCCUCAAGUACGACUUUUUCCAGACAUUCUCCGUCAUCGGGGGACUGCUUCUCAUCGUGGCGCUCGGGCCAGGCGGUGUUAGCAUGGAUGAGCAUAAAAAGGACUGGUAGUAUAGGUUCACCGCUAGUUGUUUAGUGUAUUAUAAUAUAAUGCAAUUGCAGCAAACCAUGUCUUAUCUAUCAAUGUGUGUUUGUAGAAGUGACGCUGUAAUGACAUCGAGGCAUACGGUUUCAGAGUGACUUCAUAGCCUCCUUCAUACAUGCCUUGAUAAACUAUCUUGAAAAUAUUAUUAAAUCCGCAAGGAAAUUGUGAUUGUGUCCACACUCUGGAACACUGCUACACAUAACUUCUGAGCGAUUGAUCGCAGAGUUGAUUUGAUGUUUAAUUGCACAUGAUAAUCAAUGCCAUCAAUCAUCCAAUUAGCCCUAUGAUCAAUUGCAUAGUAUUGUGUCACAGGUCUUAUAUUCCUGUAUCUCCCAGUCCAUUUACAAUUUACACAUGUAAUCAACAUGUAUGUUACACAUGUAAUCUACAUGUAUGUUUGCAAGGGGAUGAUUUCCUUCUUGCAAAGCUACUUUUGAUCCAGAUUUACCAGUUACGCUUUACAUUACAAUUUUGCUGCAGUUGGUUUCUUUUAAAAGUUGGUUUACAUGUUAUGUUUGAAUAAGGCUCUGUCUCAUUUUUCUUUCAUCGUCCAACAUCAUUCUCCGCCAUGACGGUCCUGUAUUCUUGACCUGGGUGCGUAGCGGCAGAAACCAAAGGAAUGCCUCUGUAUAGCAGCAGUCCUUUAUGUGUAUAUAUGAAUUCCACAAGGCAGCUCUAGUUACCUGUCUUUUUAUUUUUUUUUUCAACGAUAAAAAAAAAGCAAAAAGGAUGAAAAAUUGAUGUAAGUGGUAUUUUUGUUACAAAACAGACAUAAUUGCUUGUGGCAUUCAGGGUUAAGUAUUAAAGGCAGUUUAGAAAUUGUUGUGCCUAUAUAGAGUUUACAACCAAUCUAUUUAUAUUGGUGUUCUAAGUCGAAUGGAUGCUCAAGCUGAUUUGGGUAAAGAAAGGAGGGGGGCGGGAUUAUCAAGUAUUUUUCAUAAAAGUAGGAGUAUUGUAUGUUUUUCUUACACAGCCAAACAUCUCAUUUCUGUACCCUUCCAUUUCUUGUUGAUAUAUUAUGGGGAGAGGGCAUUCACCCACUGCCACAACCCCCUGUCGCAGCACCCCUGCGAGUUGUCAUUUUUUUUGCAAACUGACAGUAUACAUUCUGAAUAGUUAGCUGUGCUAGGUUAUUUUCUUCACAUGUUAAACUGUGAGUACAUCCAGUAUGCACACUUUUGCAAUCAUUAUGUAGUAUCAUGUAAUAUGUGGGUGCGUCGUGGUCUAGUGGUUCUGACUCUCACCUUUCAAACAGAGGGUCGUGGGUUCGAAUCCUAGCCAUGGUGUGUUUUCCUUCAGCAAGAGAUUUAUCCACACUGUGCUGCACUCGACCCAGGUGAGGUAAAUGGGUACCGGCAGGAAUUAAUUCAUCAAAAAGCUGUGUGCACCAGAAUCGGUAGACUAGCUUAGCCAGGGUAAUAUAGGAGUGCCUUGAGCACCUAGCAAGGUGGAUACGUGCGCUAUACAAAUCCUAUAUUAUUAUCAUUAUUUCCCAUAUGUAUGCUGUGUCAUAUGUCUGUGUUGGCAGCUUCACUUGUAAUAUGACCAUGUUAUUAUUGUCACGAUUUUUGUACAGAAGCAAAAACUUUUUUUUUCUAUGAAAGUGAUCUUUUAUUACGAUGGAGAUAUAGAAAUGACUAGAAAAAGGUACAGAAAUGUAUGAACAUAACAACGGUGCUUCGAAUUGAGUACUGGACCAAAUUUUCAACUGUUAUAAAUGUUCCCCUUGUAUUGUUUGUUAAAUAACUCACAAUGUUGUAAGCGUUUGAAUGUCACCUCUCAUUUUGUACAUGCAAUGCAAUGCCUUGCUAAACAUUUUGUUUGUAACGUUAUAGAGAAAUGGAUUGAACAUUUUGUUCAACUGUAAAUUAUUUAACAUGAUUUACUUUGUGAAUGAUAAUCAGUGCAUGCCAUUACUUGGAUGUUAAACCACUGCAAAGCAGUUUUGUGGGAAAACCCCCUAAAUGGAAAGAGAUUUUUUUCCCCCCUUUUUCCAUAUCAUGAGUCUUUUAUUUGAUGUCCUCCACUGAUUAUUGAUGGCUUUUUUAUUCAAAGUUUUCAACAAAUGUGAUAUCUUUUGUUUUGUAAAUUUUGUUUUUGCUCCCCAAAUGUCUUUUAUUUCAAGAUUCUUAUUCACUGGGUACAAGCCUUGAUAUGUGUUCAUAUUGUUAUCUCUAAAGGGGAAUCCAACCCAAAAGUAUAUAGGUGAAAGUUUGAAUAAUAUUGGACAGACAAUAAGAAAGUUAUGAAUUUUAAAAGUUGUAAAAAUUGGAAAUGUACUCCCAAUACAUAUAAUGGCUGAAAUGACAUUUUAAAAAAAGUUUUACUUCAAAUUAUAUUUUUCUUUCAUGAGGACAUAAAAUGAUAUACUACCUGGGUUGUAUUUAGAUUACUGCCCCAGGGGAAUGGGUACUUAGGAGAAAACCACAAAUCCCUGAUGAUUAAGUACAUGGCCUAUGGGAAAGUUGUUCUUUUCCCUCAUCAUGAUUUACUUACCCAGUUACCAAUUUGAAAUUUAUAUAGUAUUAGGGAUCUCAAUUUUAAAGCAGCCAUAACUUUCUUAUUGCUUGUCUGAUUUCUUUCAAACUUUCACCAUUUUGUUUUAUUUAUUUAUCUUCUCCUUUCCAACACAAAAUUUUAUGACCAAGACUGGAUUCCCCUUUAAAUUAUUACUGUGUUCACUUUGGUACUAAAGAGCACAUCCUAUAAUAUACGUACGUCAUAGAUUUACUGGUUGGUACAGUCGAGCCCUGUAAGUCAACCAUCAUUUUAGUCAAAUAAUUGUCCAAGUCGAAGCACCUUUUCAGCCCGGGGGCCUGUUUCAUAAAGGACUUAUUUACUAUAGCAACUCUAACCGUUAUGGUAAUUACCAUGGUAACAGGGUUCAACAGCGGAUUGAAGUUUCCAUGGUAAAUAUCAUAUUGGCAAAUUAACGAUGAUCAUAAAUUUUUAUAAAAUUGGCCCCCAGCCCAAGCAAAGCAUGUGUUUUCUACCUUUUCUCAGCCUGUGGUCCCUAGAGAUUUGUUGUAAGUGGAUUCACCUGUAUUUGCUUGAUCAGGUACCUUAGCAAAUCUUAUCAAAACUCUUGGCCCCGUAACACAAAUUAUUGCAGCGGAUAUUUAUUAUGAAAGAACCUUUCUUAUUGGUUGCUGGUUAUGGACCAAAUGCAACAAUGAUCUUGAUUUGCCAUUGUCAUUUUAACGAUUGAUUUCUACCGUUAGUGUAUUGGAGCUCUGGGAUCCGUUUCAUGAAAGUUUUCGGCACUGACAAUGUCAUUAUCCAACAGAUACCAUAGAGACAGUCAAACACCAGGGCCCCGUCGCAUAAAAGUUCCAUUUAUGGUAACUUUGCUAUCCAAUGGUAACUACCAUGGUAACGCUGAUCAACAACCAAUCAAAAUGAGGGAUUCAUGCAAGAUACCAUUGGAUGGCAAAUUUACCAUUAUGGUAACUUUUAUGCAACAAGGCCCAUUGCUUCUUGACCAAUCGAAACCAUGGCUAGUUUCCAUAGAGCGUUUCAUCAAUAUUUUUUGUCUGAAAUUUUUGCUUGAAUGAUUUCAAUUGGCUGAGAAGCACAGGUGUCACACUGUUGCUAUGGUAACUAUUGGUUAAAUCAAACAUCCAACAAGUCCUUUCUUUUCCGGGAAACAUUCCUGGGCCCAGUAACACAAAGGUUACAGAUUAAUCUCUAAAUGAAACAGCCUAUCAAGAUCUUUGUUACUUUUGACUUUUGCGUUUUGCUCAGUAGACUGACUGGGCACCAAUCAGAAUUGUUCUUUCAAAUUAGCGAUUGAUUGCUAACUUAUGCAUUACUUAGUAAACAGAUUUGGAUGAUAUGCCCCCCCUUGUGUAAGAAUUUCCACCUCUAGCACAGAUUUGAACCUCUAACUUUUUGAGUAAUAAAUUCUACAUUGGGCUUGUCCUUAUACCAAUAUUCAUCUUGCCUUUUGAUAAUUCAGUUAUCACAGAUAUUUUUUUAUGUAGGAUAAAUGAAGGAGGGUCAAAUGAAGAUUUUGUCUCUAUAUUUCAGUAUUUUUGUGUGUGUGGAAUGGAAAUAGGUUUUUGUUCACAUCACUUUUCUCCAGAAAAUGAAAUGAGUUUCAUUGAUUGUUAUGUAUCAAAUAUGUGUAGGGUGUUACAGGUUUUAAUUUUUUCAGAUUAUUUUCUUUUAUUGCAAAAUGUGACAAGCUUGCCCCAGGGACUCUGGUGGCUAUAAAUUUAUACUGUAAAGGGCUAUAUAGACCAACAUGGAUCAGAUGUUAUGAUUUUGUUCAACAUAGUCACAAGACCUUAUGUACUAGUAAUGUUUUUCCUCCUAAGUGCAGUGAUGAUCAUAUUCAGAAGCAUCAUUUUAUGUUGUUAGACUUUGGAAAUGAACAAAAAUACAUAUAAGGUUUUACAUCCAUCUUGUUCCAUUGAGAUACAAACAUGCUUGUCCUGUCUGUAUGUGUGCAUUCAUUUGUGAUAAUACUUCAAAUAGAUCAAGUAGUAUAUUGAUUAGUAUUCUUUCUUUCCUUAUAUUGAUUUCUUUUCCAUUUUGAAAAAAAAUUAUGUGGUACAAGUUCUAAAAUGUUGGUACUUUGUUACAAUGUAACUUUGAUAAUUUUCCAAACUAGAAUAUGAUUUGAAGAAAUCAUUUCUUUUGCUCUAGCGUUACAAUGAUUGGUGAUUAUUCUUAUAUAUAUUUAUAUUUUUCACUUAACACUUUUCUUUGUUUACUAGUAAGCUAUCAUGCCUAUUAUUAUGGUCACAAUCAUUCAGUAAAUAACAGUGCAAGCUCUUUAUCAUGAUUUUGGAGUGAAUUUUAACAUUCUUAAAGAUCAACAUUUAUUUUGAUAUCAGAUUUCCAACACAACUUUGGUCCCAGUUUAUGUAGAUUAGCACAUGAUUAGAACUGUAGAAUUUAUAGUGAAAUUUCCUUUUUUUUUAAUAAUAAUAAUAUAAUAAUAAUCCGUUUUUUAUAUAGCGCUUAAUACAUCGGAUCGACGUGUCUAAGCGCUUUACAGAUAUAUUAUUACCCCGGUCAUCGGAUUCAAUCAGUCAUUCCCGCACACAAUGUGUGCACAUCCUCCACUCCCUGGGGAGUAUUCCAAUCAGUCGCCUGUGAGGCGCACACAGUACUGGACAAGCUACAAUGACUUUCACAUCCUACCGGGUACCCAUUUAGCACCUGGGUCGAGAGUGGCAAAGUGUGGAUUAACGCCUUGCCAAAGGACGCCAGACCUUUUUUUGGUUUUGGGUUGAAACUACUGUUCCAUUUUUUUGUCAAACAUUGUUUUCAUCUCAAUUAUAUUACUCCUAAUAAAAUGCAUUGUUGAAAAUGUGCAGAUACAAAAUUUUCAGCAAUACUUUAUUGCUGGGCAUUGUAACACAUUAGGUUUGCGCCCACCUGCAGAUUUGAAGAAAAAUAACUCCAUAAUAGUCUGUUCUGAUUGGUUACCGGUCUGUAAAUGAUAAUGCUGAUUUAAAUGCAUUUUGUGAUUGAUUGCAAACCUUUGUGUCACAGGCCCCUAUAGUGCCCAAAGUAUAAUGCUGUUUUUGAGAUCGACUCAAAAUUCAAGCCAUUUUUGUAGUUAAUUAUUCUCUCUUUUUUGUUAAUUUUUUACAAUUCCUGAAUCAAUUGAUCAUGUGUAUGACAUUAUAAGUUUAUACAUGUGCGGCUUGAUUGGUGGCCAAAUAACAAAACAUGUUGAUAUGAAUAUUGGAAUUUACUGUAUUGGACAUGAA
Molecule: messenger RNA, 6842 nt
Organism: Lytechinus pictus (painted urchin)
Lineage: Eukaryota; Metazoa; Echinodermata; Echinoidea; Temnopleuroida; Toxopneustidae
Product: surfeit locus protein 4-like
Exons: 5
Coding region: 270-1082 (270 amino acids)
Biological process (GO): Golgi organization
Cellular component (GO): membrane; endoplasmic reticulum-Golgi intermediate compartment; endoplasmic reticulum
Source: RefSeq, a predicted model, not a curated record